GAUCAAUUUCACAAAUGGCUACUUAUUUGUGAAAUUGCUUUAGUGCAAGGCUAACUCAUAUGUUGAAUAGAAAGUUUGUGCGGACAGAUGAUGCUAUGAAAGAUUCUGAAGAGACUGCAACAGCCCUCAAUGUAUCCCAGGACUGCAGGUGGACUCCACUGGGAGAACAUUUCUCACUGCAGACAACUACCUGUAUAGACUGAAUGCUCAGCUAAUACAAGAGGAGAGAGUUGAUCUAGGAGCAGUUAUCAUUAACGAAGGACUGGCCUUGAGCUCUACUGGGAUGUUGGUGGUUUGUUUAUUUGAUCUCUCUUGCUCUGUGUACAAUACAAGCGACCUCAGUGCUGGUCCUAUCAGAAGUGUCAGUAAUGCUAUAGGGGGAGAUUUUAUUCCCUUUGGAGCAGCUAUAUUUAUGUCAGGAGACAAUUUCUACACUGGAGCAAUGAAGGAGGGCCUUGAAGUACUGACAAUGGUACUGCAACAAUUUGGAGAGGAUUUCAAUAGAUCUUCCGACAGCAAUUCAUCAGGCACACGCAAUGAACUGGUUGUUGAGGUUGCUGAUUCCUUGGCACGAUACUUCUAUGCAUUUGGUGGUUUUGUGAGUGGUGGAUUUGCCUACUAUGUUGUCGUCGAUAGCGAACCUGUUUUAGCACAAGCUAUAAAACUAUUACGUAUUUGCAUCAUGCCUGAUUGUGGAGGCCCAAGUACCUGUGGAGUGACUGCUUUGUAUGAACUGGGAUUCGAUUGUGGCUUUCAGUCUAUCACUGACCGUACUAAUGUGUGUGCAGUGUCAUUAAUGGAGGACUUCAGUGGGAUAUCUGGACCCACUGCUGUGGUAACUCUUUGCUCCAGCAGUACUAACUCUAUUUGUGUGGUCAAUAUCACUGCUGUCAAUGAAGCUAUGGACGCUAAAUAUGACUCUUGUAUUGUGUCACGGACUGCUGGGGAAGACGUUGGCUUACAAUGGGGAACAGACCUAAAAAGCUGCGAUACUCUGCCUCAGCCUCAGAUACCAGUAGACAGAUGUGACACACCCAGUCCAGUCGGCCUUCUUGCCCCAAAUGGUGGUAUUGACCUAAUAGCACCAGUUCGUAUUAACUUCGGGGACAGCAACCUUUUCCCUGUUUCUUCAGUAGCUGUGAAGGUGGAUCAGUUUUCUUUUUUGUUUGUGGCAACAACUGAUGAUCAUAGGAUACUAGGAUUCGAUGUCAGUGGUACAUCGACCCUGGACACAGCUGAUAGCUCAUUCUACAAUCAGCCAGUUACCUCUCAUGUGUAUCGUUUGUCAUGGCAGGAGGGACUGAACUACAUCACAGCAGCCACUCAAAACUCUGUAUUCCAAGUACCCAUAGAGGAGUGUUUCCAGCAUACAAACUGUACCAGUUGUACCAAUGACCUUAACCCGUUGUGUGGGUGGUGUGUGGUGGAGAACAAGUGCUCUCGACAGACACAGUGUCAAAACUCCAGUCUCUCCAGUCGAUGGAUAGAGAACUAUGCCAACUGUUUUACUUCUAAUACUGUGGAACCUAUGCAACUUGUGCUUGACCUUACUAAUAAACUCACAGUUACCCUGACCUCUCCCGGCCUGCCUAACCCCCUUCCUGGAGAGAGCUUCUACUGUCAUCUGGCCGACAGUGAAGGACGUUUUCCACCUAUCAUAGUACCAGCUGUCGAGGUCAUCCCGGGAACAGUGUUCAGUUGUGAUAUUGAAGGGCUGGUACCUGACUACCCUGGAGUGACUGCAAACAUCAACCUGGGUUUUCAGAGCUCUUUGUUCAAUCUGUCAUUUGAUAUCACCAACCAAGCACUUACUAUCUACAAUUGCUCAGCAGGAAAAAGCUGUAGGGAUUGCCUUGGGCUGAAUAGUCCGUGUGGAUGGUGUAACCUCAACAAGCAGUGCAGUGGAACAUCAGCUCCUUGCAGGAAUCCAUCUCACUUCCUACAGGUGUCUGGAGGCAAAAACUUCACUACCGAGUGUCCCCUAUUGGACACACCCCCCUCUGGUGGGUACACUCAACCAGUAAGGGUGGCCCAGGACCUUCGACUGACCACCAGGAACCUCAUACCUGCUACGGAUGGCUUCGAAUACUAUUGUGUUGUGAAUGGAGUUAGUCUGACAGCUCAGUAUGAGAACGAGAGCUCCAUCCUGUGUACAGUGGGCAGUGGACAAUUCGGCACACUUUUCCCUGGUGUUGGAAGUUUCCCUGUGGUUGUUAUGGUAACCUGGACGGGGGAUAACAUCAACCACACACUGAGCAACACCAUGCAAUCAUUGUCAGUGACGUUGUAUGAUUGUCGUGACUUGGCCAGUGGAUAUUCAGAAUGUAUUGCAGUCAGAAUGGGGUCAGAGUUCGCAUGUGGGUGGUGUGAGGGUAGUUGUGAGGUGAGGCAAGAGUGCUCCAAUACUUUCAUUACUGAGGGGAUAAAUCUUCCUGCCCCUGUCAUCAACUCAUUCACUCCAAUAUUAGGACCAGUUGAGGGUGGUACAGCAAUCACUGUGAUGAGCACCGACUUUGGAGGAACUUUUGUCAGCCUUCAGAACUCCAACCUUACAUUAGGAGGCGUGGCCUGCACUCCCCUCAUUAUUGGUUACAUACGAUGGCAGCAGUUUGUCUGUGAGACGACCAAUUUUGUAACAGAAGGGUCAAAAGAAUUCUCUCUGACCAUCGACUCUAGAGUAGCCAUUGUAAACGGUGGCUUCUUCACUGUGGUGGAUCCUACUGUCAGCAGUGUGACUCCGACCUUUGGAUCCAUGGAUGGGGGAACUGCAGUGGUUGUGAUGGGGACUGCACUGGAUGUGGGUAACCAGGGUGACACUAGAAUCUCUCUGGAAAUCAGCGGGUCAAACUACGUCUGCAACAUAUCAUCUAUCCAAUCUGACGAGAUUCGUUGCACGACCACAGCAGGACCCCUCACCUCCGCUGCUUUGGUAGUGGUGUCCAUUGAUGCUGCUAGAGUCAGCAAUCCAGGAGUGGUCUUCAGUUAUCGUAACAACCCUAAUGUGACUGCCGUGUUUCCUAGCAACACUAUUCCUAGUGGAGGCAUCACAUUGACCUUUACUGGAGUGAACUUGGACGUGGUAGAACAGAUUGUUUUGGAGGUCUACCACCAGCCAAUGGGGGCUCCUCUGAGGAGUAACUGCAGUGUUGUGGACAAUACCACCAUGACAUGCUUGACUCCUAGUCUGACAACAAUCUCACUGACACCAUUAGACUAUGCCCUACUGUUUGAUAAUGUCUCACUCAUUACACAAGCACACCUCCUUAUCAGCGUCCAAUCAGAUCCUUCUAAAUUUAAAUUAGAGAGUUCUCAAGAGGUCACCAGUGGCACAGAGACGCUCAUGCGCAUUGUGGGUGAUAAUCUCGACUCAGUGGAGACCAGUGAGAUACAAGUGACAGUGGGAGGGGAGGAGUGUAUCAGGACACCCGGUAGCUUAAGAGGGAGUGAAAUCAUCUGUACCGCCCCCUUGGAGCCUCCAGGAGGGGAAAACUCAGCCACGAUACAAGUGAACGUUGGGAGCAACAUCUCUCAAGUAUUGGACCAGCAACUGACCUACACAGUUCCUGUGGCUGCAGUUCCACUGGAAAUCAUCAUCCCGAGUGUUUUGGGGGUUAUUGUGAUGAUCGUGUUUGUAAUACUGAUCAUUUUUGUCCGUUUAUAUCAGAAAUAUCGGAGGAGGAUCAUGUCAAUUGCUCUGCAAGAACAGAUGAUGGAAAUCAUGGCUAAUUCGGGAACACGGGAGGAAAUAUAUCCUAUGGAUGGCAAUACAGCACUCGUUAAAUCAGAACUUGUUGAGAUUGCUGAGUCCAUCCCAGACUCAAUAAAAAUACCAGCCUCAAUAUUGAAGCUCUCCAGUACUGCAAUAGGACAAGGUGAAUUUGGCAUUGUGUACAAGGGCAUCUUGACAGACUGGAACAAUGUACCUAUACAAGGGGUGGCCAUGAAGACACUAAAAGGUUUGUUCUCGUUGUCGGAUCUUCAGAGCAUGGUGUGCGAGGUGAACAAGAUGCAAGACUUUGACCAUCCUCAUGUCAUGUCCCUGAUCGGGGUGUGUCUCGAUGCUGGGCCCGGCAUUGCCAUAGUGAUGCCAUAUAUGGCCAACGGGAGCCUCAUUGGAUAUCUCAAGAGAGAGAGGAGCAGCCUUGAGUUGGACGAUGACUGUGAGGUUGAUCAGAUUCUGGAAGUGAGGAAACUACUACUGAAGAUGUGCCAUCAGAUAGCACUGGGAAUGGCCUACUUGGCCGAGCAGAAUUUUGUCCAUCGAGACCUUGCAGCCAGAAACUGCAUGCUGGACUCGGGAGGGGGUAUUAGGGUGGGGGACUUUGGUCUGGCUGAGGACGUCUAUGCUAGUGGCUACUUUAGACAGAACGACCGAGCCAAUGUGAAGCUGCCCUACAAAUGGAUGGCCUUGGAGAGUCUCAACGAUGCCAUCUUCACAGAGAAAACUGAUGUGUGGUCAUACGGUGUGACUGUGUGGGAGAUCUUCAAUGGAGGACGGACUCCCUACCCUGCCCUGGACCCACACUCCCUCAUCCAGAUGCUGGGAGAGGGGCGGAGACUAGAGAAACCUCUCAAUACAGCCUGUGCCACCGAGAUAUCUAAACUGAUGCGUCAGUGUUGGAGAGAGGAUCCAAAGGAGAGGCCAACCUUCUCACAACUGUCCGCCAUUGUGGAGAGGCUACUGACAUCCAUUGCUGGCUACACUGAGCUCGGUAUGGUGCUACUGAACACCAGUCAAGAAGCGGAGCAGCUCGAAUGUGACAAUGUACCCACACCUACUGAAGACGUUAAUCACUAUGUAGAUGGUCUACCAGGUCACCCUCUAGCAUUCAAAAACAGAAUGUACGAAGAAGAAUUUACUGGAACAGACAAUUAAUUAAUGCUUAUAGCCGUUAUAACUCAUAAGGUUAAAGGUCGAAUGUACAGUAUAAUGUAGUGAACUGAUAGUGUGUACAUAACCAGCUGCUUUUAUCUUUAUCAUACACGCAUGUAUACACAUGCAGUACUAUAUAUUAUUGUUUUACACAUGUGUACAACAAUAAUAUAUUAACAGUGCAUGUAUGCACUGUUAAUUUGCCAUCUUAAUUGUGUAGCU
Halichondria panicea is the source of this 5095-nucleotide messenger RNA. Its product is annotated as hepatocyte growth factor receptor-like. Gene Ontology annotation, cellular component: plasma membrane; signaling receptor complex. The record is from RefSeq and is a predicted model, not a curated record. The coding region runs from base 284 to 4876 and encodes 1530 amino acids. Gene Ontology annotation, biological process: cell surface receptor protein tyrosine kinase signaling pathway; positive regulation of kinase activity; protein phosphorylation. Lineage: Eukaryota; Metazoa; Porifera; Demospongiae; Suberitida; Halichondriidae. The transcript is spliced from 25 exons. Gene Ontology annotation, molecular function: ATP binding; transmembrane receptor protein tyrosine kinase activity; protein binding.